AUGCUUAUUGAAGAUGAAGACAGUAGUAGUCGUCUUCACCAUUUUGAUUGUCAUAGCUCUGGCCCUGUUUAUUUACUUCAUUAUUUAGGGGUCGAUGGGGAAUGUGGGCUUAGGAAGGGAGUAUGGGCUGAGGGGGAUGUUGAAGAGGCGGCGGACAAAAGAAAGAGAAGCGAGGAGGGGGAACUCACAAUUUGCAAUUACAAAGAGGUGGUAAAGGAUGCGUUGGAAGGGAAUGAAGUAAAGUUCAAGUCGGGACAUCCUCAAGGAGAGGACAGAAACCAUGUUGAUGUAAGAGGUAGCAGCGGUGGAAGUGGUAGAGGAAGAGGUAAUACCCUGGAGGCGAAUCAACUGGACCUGAUAUUUCACGAAUCGGUGAAAGCCAUUUAUGAAGGCACCAAUACGCACGUGGAAAUUCCAACAAUAACAUCCAAUGGAAGGAUGUAUGACGCGCCAUGCCAUCUGGGGGAGGAGAUCCAAACGACGAAAGUGCACAAGAACCAUGUCUACCCGGAUAGGAUUCAUAUGAAGGAGAUGAUGGACCAGGUGAACUAUCCACACAAAAUUGAAAACUUGAAAAUUUUUUUGAGGGACCGCCUUGAAAAUGUGAACGAAAAGAAUAGGCAACUCUUUCUGCAGAGUAUGAACACUAUCACGGAGAUACUAAAUUAUAACUUUUUGUGCAUAAGUCGAAAUGGUAGUGACUUGGACCCUGCUUCGUUUGCCUGGCACGACUCGUUUGUGAGUCAUGCGAUGGGGAGGGCGUGGAAGCAUGACAGCCUGUUUAGCCCAUGUAGCGUGAACAACGCCAAUACAGGGGAAAUUACUGGUUCAGGGAAAACCACAAAUGUCGGAAAAGGGAAUUGGGAAAAGGGAGAGAAAACACAAGGCAAGAAAAUCCCAUCGGUACCAUCCUCAUGUCCAUCAAAUAUUUAUGAGAAAUUGAAGAAUGUUAGAUGUUUAGAGAAACCGGGGCUUACGUACAAGUAUGUGUACCCGCCAAAAUAUAACUCAGACCUCACGAGGGAAGUGAAAGUACCUAAAGGAAGAAUCUUGUUCAACGCAAAAUUUGAAAGCGCAAAUUUGCAGUACGUUCUGAAGGAAAAGAAUAAAGAAGUUUAUUCUAUAUUUUUAAAUCAGGACAUGAGAUCGAACGAAAAGAAGAACCAAUGGUUCUAUUUCAGCGCAAGUUAUGUCCCAGAAGACUAUUACCAGAGUGACUACUUUGAGGAAAAAAAAAAAAAAAAAAACGAACAGAGAUGUAUAGAUGAAAUUGUUAAUGAAAUAAAUAGAGAUGCUCAUCUGGACAACAAGGAAAGUUUAAAAGUUUCUUUCGAUUUUUCGGAUAUGUUUCUCGUUAAUAAUCUGAAUAAACUGGAUAAACCUUUUUCUGUCAAAUUUAAAAUUGAGAAUAUGUCUAGGCCUUAUUUUUUAUACAAGGAAGGACACUCUCCUUUGGUUUUCUCCGUAUGCAAAAGUGUGAAGGAAAAUAUUCAGUGGGAGAGAGCAGCCUACAAUGUUAUCUACACGAAAAAUGAGAACCCUAAAUAUUUUAAUAUAAAAACAAAUACCUUUGAAAAGUUAUCGUAUUGUACAUAUACUCUCGAAUUUUCCUAUGAUUUUCUCUAUCCAUACGACACAGUUUAUUUUGCUAGCUCCCUUCCAUACUCCUACUCCAACCUUCUGCACUACCUGGGGUUACUAAAAAGUUAUGUACACAGGGUUCAGGAAGGGGAGAAAAAAAUUAACUACGUGCAGGGCACAUUGUGUAGGACGCCUUGUGGCUUCCCCUGCCCCAUUCUAGCCAUCACGAAUUAUGACACAGGGGAGGAAUCAUCUCCUAAUGGGGAGAGUUAUGACAGAAGUGCAAUGAACAACACUGUGCAGAGAAAAUUAGGAUCAUCUAAAAUUGAAGGGUUGUAUAGAAACAGCGUUCCGAAGGGACCAUAUCAAGAGAAACAGGUGCAUUCUGUUGAAAGCACCAGUGUGCCCUCCGUGGAAAAUCAGAACCUGGUAUAUGUCGCGAAUGAAGCCCCGUGCCAAUGCUCCGGGGGAAACACAUACAUAGAGGACGCGAGGUGCAUGUACAAUUUAUGUCAUCGCAAGAUGGGAAGUAGUCGAAAAGAAAAGGAAGACAAUCCCAGACAAAGGAGACCCCGCAAAUAUUCGAACUCAUUUAUGCGCCAGUUUGAGCUCCUUCUAGAGAGGCAUUCCAUGCACCCGUUAAAUCACGAUGGAGGGAAGCGCCCGAGUGGGUCAGUGGUGUCACCUUCAUUAAGUGGGUCAUCUACCCAUGUGGUGAGUCCGUCCACAGUGGGAGAACCAACGGUCCAAUCACCACGAGAAGAGAAGAAAAUAAUUUUUCUAACAGCGCGUGUGCAUCCUGGAGAAACGAACGCCAGUUACGUGAUGCAUGGGUUCCUCUCCUUUAUCACAUCUGACAAUGCAUACGCAGAUGCACUUCGCGAUAACUUCAUUUUUAUUGUAAUACCGAUGCUGAAUGUUGAUGGAGUGGUUCUUGGACACAACAGAUUCUGUUCAAAUGGGUUCGACCUAAACAGACAGUGGAAUAGGCCAAUCUAUUACUUACAUCAAACGGUGCACACGGCAAAGUCUCUUAUAAAAAAAAUUCACAGAAAUGGAAAAAUCAUCUUCUUCUGUGAUUUUCAUGGGCACUCAAGAAAAUAUAAUUGUUUUUUAUUUGGCAAUUCGGAUAGUCGGGCCCAUCUAAGGGGUAAAAAAUUGCCCGAAGUAUUUCCUCAUAUUCUGGGAUCUUCACUUCCUUGGUUUUCCCUGGAGGAUACAAAGUUCAAAGGUGAGAAUAUGAACAGGGGCGUAGCAAGACAUGUAUGUGGAAGUGAAUUCUCCAUCGACUGCAGUUACACAUUUGAAGUAUCCCUCAUAGGGAUCAAAAUGAAGAGCAACUGCAAUGGGGUUGUCCCCGUGGGGGGAAGUACCAACGGGGUAGGCAAAUCGAACGAACCGAUUGGGUCGAUUGAAGUUACUGAAACGCGCGAAGGAGGAGAAGGCGCCACCUGUAACAAUACACAGAAAUACGACUUUUGUUUUUAUGAUGAGAAUAUUUUAAUGCUUACAGGAAUUAGUUUUGGAAUAAGUCUCUUCAAAUUUUUCAAUUUUCUCUCCCACCAUAGGACAGCCAUAUCAGGGGGGGGAAACCAGACAAACAAACCGGAGAUGUCGUCCCCAAAUGGGAAUUCAGAAAUGCCCCCUUCACGUUUUAAAACAAACGGUAGGGUUCAACUUGGUGGCCAGUUGCCAUGUCAUAGGAAUAACCUGAAAAUGUUAGGAAGGAAGAAGAAAGGCGAGAUUGUGAUGAAGUCCAAUUUGAAGGAGGUUUUACCAUUGGGGAGUGUAUGGGUGGGGCCCACUUCAGAUGGGAAGAGUGCCCUGAUGGAACCCACUACAUGUUUGAAGAGUCACCUUAAUGGGGGAGAUGCCUUAGAAGGUGAUAGUCGGAGUAGUAAACCUUAUGUGAAGGUGGAUGGAGAGAUAUCAUUCCCCCCAGGGGUGUCCACUCCGCGUUCUGUUAUCACCAGUGGCAACGGGAACGGAAACUGUAACAAACGUGGCGGAGAAGGAGAACCGAAUCUUCGAAAGGAUGUUGCCAAAAGGGAUUCUAGCGUGGGGAAGGGUCGGCGGGAGGGCAAAGAGAAGGGUUUAUCCAACCGGAAGAAAGAAGAAAAAGAGAAAAGAAGAAAUCAAAUAAAAGAAAGUCGUGUGCAGGAAGGAACGAGGGGGACCUCUCACAACAGAGCAUCUGUCAAGAACGUACCAACGUAUUCUAUGAAGAAAAAGAAUUGGUUGAAGCUGCUUCCAUAUAAGAACCCUUUUUUUUGUUCCCUAAACGGAAAAAUAUCUUCCGGCGGAAAUGGUAGGGGACGAUUACAUGUAAAGGUAUGCCGCCUCCCCGGGAAUGGAGACAAUGCAUCGAAGAAGGAACGACAUGGUAACUUAUCCAGUGGAUCGAAUUACAGAACAAGGCGUAGAAUAGAGCAUCCCUGCUUAGGGGAGGACUUGAAAGCAAACAUAUGUGAAGUAUUACAAACCUGUGGAAAGAAGCCCCACGGUUACGACCCCCAACUUGGAGGAAAAAAACGGUCUGUAGGACACUCCCAUGGGAAGUUUUCGCGUCAGAGGAAGAGACCACUUCGGAUUACUAGGAGAAAGUUGGUGAUUAUUAAAAAAGUGAAUUCCGUCAAGGGGAGAAAAGCAAAUGGUACGCAAGCGAAGCAGACGAAGAAGGAGGAAAAAAAAAACGGUGGAUUGUGUUUGAACCAUGGAGAACUAAAACGAGAGUAUUUGAUUUGCCUAAAAAGGAAAAAAUUGAAAAGGGGGUUGGGACUAAUCAAGUUGCUCAGACGGAAAGUGAAGGCGUCGGGGGUGGGGCGAGCGUCAGAUGACGUAGUGGGAGAAGCGAAGAGAAAAAAAAAGAAGAAAAAAAAAAGUGAUCCAGGAAAAGGCAUAUCUAUGAACACCGUUGUGAAUGGGAAGAGAGAAUCGUAA
Molecule: messenger RNA, 4521 nt
Organism: Plasmodium knowlesi strain H
Lineage: Eukaryota; Apicomplexa; Aconoidasida; Haemosporida; Plasmodiidae
Product: zinc-carboxypeptidase, putative
Exons: 1
Coding region: 1-4521 (1506 amino acids)
Biological process (GO): proteolysis; protein side chain deglutamylation
Molecular function (GO): zinc ion binding; metallocarboxypeptidase activity
Source: RefSeq, a predicted model, not a curated record